AUGGAUGCAAAUAGUACAGAAAAUGUUAGUAGGACUUCUCUAAGGGUUCUCAUGCUACCCAUGUUGGGGCAUGGUCACAUAUCUCCAUUCUUGGAGCUAGCUAAGAAACUCACUGAGAGAGGCUUUCACAUUUAUCUUUGUUCUACAUCUAUCAAUCUCAACCAUGGUUCAAAGUCACGGUCGCGGUUGUGGUCGCGGUCUGGAACGUUCCACAUCGAUUUGCCACAACUUCCUUCUCGUUACCACACAACUGAUGGCCUCGCAAAACAUCUACUUCCUAUUUUAUACAAGUCCCUUGCAUUGUCCAUUCCUGAAAUCCACAAAACCAUUAAAGCCCUCAAUCCAGACAUGGUGAUCUACGAUCAAGCACUCACUUGGUUUUCGAUAACUCCUUUGCACCAUAUUCCAUCAGUUUGGUUACAUAUUGUUAGCGUAGCAGCCUUGUCAUACGCAUUUCAUUUGGCACUCAAACCGGGCUCUGAAUAUCCAUUUCCGGCCACUAGUCUUCGAGAUUUUGAGCUACAAAAACUUCUUGCUGCGAUAGGACAUAAAUCACUGGAUGUUGGUGAAGGCUCUUCCUUACCUUUGCUGGUUAAUACUAGCAGAGCCAUGGAAGGGAAAUACUUGGAUCAUCUUGCUAGUAUCACCAACCUGAAGGUUCUCCCUGUUGGUCCAUUAAUUCCCACUAGUCCUAAUGCUGCUGCUGAAUUAGAGGAAGAGAUAGAAGAGAUUGCUUUCGGGUUGGAGCUGAGCCAUGAAAACUUUAUCUGGGCUUUAAGAUCUCCUCCAGAAGGUAUAGAAUUUGGUGUCCCCAUUAUAGCCAUGCCUAUGGCUUUUGAACAGCCUAUCAAUGGUAGGGUGUUGGUGGAAAAUAGUGUAGCUAUUGAAAUCACAAGAGAUGAAAAUGGUAGACUUAAGAGGGAAGAGAUAGCAAAAGCGAUCAACAAUGUGGUAACUGGAUGUGCAGGGGAACCCUUGAGGCAGAAAAUGAAAGAUCUAAGGAAACAGAUUAAAUCAAGUGAAAAAGAAAACUUACAGGUUGCUCAACUAUCCAAGAAAAGUUCAGGUCAUCAUAAUGCUAGGACGGACUUCCUAGAAAAAUUAUGGUAA
This is a messenger RNA of Coffea arabica (coffee), 1110 nucleotides long. The record is from RefSeq and is a predicted model, not a curated record. NCBI's taxonomy places the organism in Eukaryota, Viridiplantae, Streptophyta, Magnoliopsida, Gentianales, Rubiaceae.